AUGGCACACGGCUCGACGCCGCAGGGCAGUCUGCGGCAGCGAAAUGUCGGGACCAAAAAGAGCUCCGAGUCGCUCGCGAGCACCCGUGAGCGCGAGCUCGACGCGCUCUCCACCUUUGCCGCCCAGCAGUCGGCCGCCGUUCCCGAUCUCAACCACAGGGUGGCCAUCACCUUGAUCUCGGUGCUUGCCUUCAUCACCCGCUUCUGGGGCAUCACCCACCCCAGCGAGGUCGUCUUCGACGAGGUUCACUUCGGCAAGUUUGCUUCCUUCUACCUCGAGCGAACCUACUUCUUCGACGUCCAUCCUCCCUUGGCGAAGCUUUUGUUCGCCGCCAUGGGCUGGCUCGUCGGCUACGACGGCCACUUCAAGUUCGAGAACAUCGGCGAGUCGUACGUCACCAACCGCGUGCCCUACGUCGCCCUCCGCGCCCUCCCCGCCAUCCUCGGCUCCCUCACCGUCACCGUCGCCUACCUCAUCAUGUGGGAGUCGGGCUACAGCGUUCCCGCCUGCGUCCUCGCCGCCGGCCUCAUCCUCUUCGACAACGCCCACCUGGCCCAGACGCGGCUCAUCCUCCUCGACGCCUCGCUCGUCCUGGCCAUGGCCUGCAGCGUCCUCUGCUACAUCAAGUUCUACAAGAUGCGCCACGAUCCCUUCAGCAGGAAGUGGUGGAAGUGGCUCAUCCUCACCGGCUUCGCCCUCUCGUGCGACAUAUCGACCAAGUACGUCGGUCUCUUCGCCUUCCUCGCCAUCGGAUCCGCCGUCGUCAUCGAUCUCUGGGAGCUGCUGGACAUCAAGCGCCCCGGCGGUGCCGUCCCUCUGCCCUACUUCGGCCGGCACUUUGCCGCCCGCGCCUUCGGCCUCAUCUUCAUGCCCUUCAUGUUCUACCUCUUCUGGUUCCAGGUCCACUUCGCCGUCCUCACCCGCUCCGGGCCCGGCGACGACUUCAUGUCGCCCGAGUUCCAGGAGACGCUGAGCGACAACAUCAUGCUCGCCAAGGCCGUCGACAUCAAGUACUACGACACCAUCACCCUCCGCCACAAGGAGACCAAGACCUUCCUGCACAGCCACAACGAGGCCUACCCGCUUCGGUACGAAGACGGCCGGGUUUCGAGCCAAGGCCAGCAGGUCACCGGCUACCCCCACAACGACACCAACAAUCACUGGCAGAUCCUGCCGCUCGAGGCCAACGACCGACAAGGCAUGACGGUGAAGAACCACGAGGUCAUUCGACUCCGCCAUCUCGUCACCGACAAGUUCCUGCUCUCGCACGACGUCGCCUCGCCGUACUAUCCGACGAACCAAGAGUUCACCUGCGUCUCGCAGGAGGACGCCUACGGCGGCCGCGCCAACGACACCCUUUUCGAGAUUCGCAUCGAGAAGGGCAAGGACGGUCAGGAGUUCAAGACGGCCUCGAGCCACUUCAAGCUGAUCCAUUUCCCGAGCAAGGUCGCCAUGUGGACGCACACCAAACCCCUCCCCGAGUGGGGGCACCGCCAGCAGGAGAUCAACGGGAACAAGAACCUCGGCGGGACCUCCAACGUCUGGUUCGUCGAAGACAUCCCGUCGCUGCCGGCCGACGACAAGCGCCGGAGGAAGGAUGAGCGCAAGGUCAGGUCCAUGCCCUUCCUCGUGAAGUGGUACGAGCUGCAGUCGGCCAUGUUCUACCACAACAGCAAGUUGACGAGCAGCCACCCGUACGCGAGCCAUCCGUACCAGUGGCCCUUCCUGCUGCGCGGCAUCAGCUUCUGGACACACUCCGACACGCGUCAGCAAAUCUACUUUGCCGGCAACCCCGUCGGAUGGUGGAUCGCCGCCGGUCUGCUGGCCGUCUUUGCCGGCAUCAUCUGCGCCGACCAAGUAUCGCUGAGGCGUGGCGUCGACGCUCUCGACCACCGCACCCGCUCGCGAUUGUACAACUCCACCGGCUUCUUCUGGCUCUGCUGGGCGACGCACUACAUCCCCUUUUGGAUCAUGGGCCGUCAGCUCUUCCUGCACCACUAUCUCCCGUCCCAUCUCGCCUCCUGCCUCGUCGCCGGCGGUCUCCUCGAGUUUGUCUUCAACUCGGAACCGGCCGACGACGAGGCGCACGCAAAGGGUGGAAGGAGGGCCUCGAACGCGAAGCCGAGGAAGCAUCUUACCUCGCAGGAGAGGUUCGCGGGCAAGAGCAUGAAGAAUGCCUGGUUGGCAUGCAGCGUCAUACUCGUCGCCUGCAUCGCCUGCUGGUUCUACUUCCUGCCCAUCACCUACGGUUAUCCCGGGCUCUCGAUCCCCGAGGUGCAGAAUCGCAAGUGGCUCGGAUUCGAUCUCCACUUUGCCAAAUAG
Molecule: messenger RNA, 2322 nt
Organism: Drechmeria coniospora
Lineage: Eukaryota; Fungi; Ascomycota; Sordariomycetes; Hypocreales; Ophiocordycipitaceae
Product: glycosyltransferase
Exons: 3
Coding region: 1-2322 (773 amino acids)
Biological process (GO): protein O-linked glycosylation via mannose
Cellular component (GO): membrane; endoplasmic reticulum
Molecular function (GO): dolichyl-phosphate-mannose-protein mannosyltransferase activity
Source: RefSeq, a predicted model, not a curated record